AGAGAGGCUCCUGAUCCCGGCUCCAGCCCUCCUCUCCUCCGGGUCUCUCCUCCGGAGCUCCUCCUGCGGUGAAGUGUGUGUGUGAGCUGUGCGGCUGCAGGAGCUCCGGGUUCUGUCGGUGGAACAUUAACCUGCAGAGAGCUUUGAGAGGAAACAGACGGAGGGACGGAGCUCCCGGUGCGAUCCCAGCGGCACAGAACGGCUCAGCCAUGGCUCAGAAACUAUGUGGGACCAACUAUCCCGUCAGCAUCUGCUUCAUCGUGGUGAACGAGUUCUGCGAACGCUUCUCCUACUAUGGAAUGAGAACGGUGCUGACGCUCUACUUCCUCACCUACCUCCACUGGGACAAGGAUCUGUCCACGGCCGUCUACCACGCCUUCAGCAGCCUCUGCUACUUCACCCCCAUCCUGGGAGCGCUCAUCGCUGACUCCUGGCUCGGGAAGUUCAAGACCAUCAUCUACCUGUCCAUCGUCUACGUCAUCGGUCAUGUGGUGAAGUCGGUCGGAGCCAUUCCCACGGUGGGAAACACCGACAUGCACAUCUCUCUCUCCAUGGUGGGUCUGAUACUCAUCGCCUUCGGCACCGGAGGAAUCAAACCCUGCGUGGCGGCUUUUGGUGGAGAUCAGUUUGACGAAGAGAAUGGCAGCGAGAGGCAGAAGUUCUUCUCCAUUUUCUACAUGUCCAUCAACGCCGGCAGCCUUCUGUCCACUGUGAUCACUCCGAUCCUGAGAGGAGACGUUCAGUGUUUCGGAGGCGACUGCUACGCUCUGGCCUUCGGGGUUCCUGCUGCUCUGAUGGUCGUAGCUUUAGUCGUGUUCACUGCUGGCAGCGGGUUGUACAAGAGGACUCCUCCUCAGGGAAACAUCCUGCUGGAAGUCUGCAACUGCAUCGGGUUUGCCAUCAAGAACCACUGGAUGAGAUCGAAGUACAGCUCCAAGAGGAAGCACUGGUUGGACUGGGCUGAGGAGAAGUACUCGAAGCGUCUGAUCCAGGAGAUUAAGAUGGUUCUGAGGGUUCUGUUGCUCUACAUCCCACUGCCGAUGUUCUGGGCUCUGUUUGAUCAGCAGGGUUCUCGCUGGACGCUUCAGGCCACCAGGAUGAACAUGGCUUUUGGAAACGCCUUCAUUAUCAAACCGGAUCAGAUGCAGAUGCUGAACGCUCUGCUGAUUCUCGUCUUCGUGCCCGUCUUUGACCUCAUCAUCUAUCCACUCGUUGGCCUCUGCAGAAUCAACAUCACGCCUCUGAGGAAAAUGGCCACAGGGAUGAUUUUUGCGGCGCUGGCCUUCGUCGCGGCCACGAUAGUGGAGGUGAACGUGGUGAAAACGGUGGUGGAUCCGGCGCCGGUGGGGAAGUGUCUGCUGCAGGUGUUUAAUCUGGCAGAAGGUAACGUCAGUCUGAAGAUCCCCGGCAGCGACGUGUUUUCAGAGCCGAUCCGCUACCUUCAGGACCCUUCAACAUAUGAGACGCUUCCAGCAUCCGGAGAGGAGCUGAAGAUUCAGGUCACCUUCAACGGGAUUCAGUCAGAGUGUAACUUCACAGCUGACCAGCAGGAGGCCUACAGUCUCAUCUUUUACUCCGACUCUACUGGAAUCCACUGCAAACAGGUUAAUGACUACAUAACGAAGAAUGAAGAUGGGAAUCCUCUCCUGAGGUUCCUCAACACUCAGCCUGUAGCCGGGAACCUAACUGUUGGAUCGGUGACCUUUGAGCUGUCCUCUGGUUUCAGCAUGUCUUCUAACCAGACCGUGGCCCGAGGACAAUAUCCAGAUGUGAGCUGCUGUUUACCUCCAGAUCGCUGCUCUAAUCUGGACCUGGGUCUUCUGGACUUUGGAGCUUCGUACACCGUCGUUCUCAUGGAGGAAUCGGGGAUCAUUGUGGCUCACAGGAUGGAGGACGUGAAGGCCAACAACGUUCACGUCGCCUGGCAGAUCCCCCAGUACGUCCUCAUCACCAUCGGAGAGGUCAUGUUCUCCAUCACGGGUCUGGAGUUCUCCUACUCACAGGCUCCGGCCAACAUGAAGUCGGUGCUUCAGGCCGGCUGGCUGCUCACGGUGGCGUUUGGGAACGUGAUAGUUCUGAUCGUGGCUGAGGGGGCGGGGCUAGAACAGUGGAUGGAGUUCCUGCUGUUCGCCGGCCUGCUGCUGGCCGUCUUCUUCAUCUUCUCCGUCAUGGCGUACUUCUACACCUACGUGGACCCGGAUGAGCUGGACCAGCAGUACCGCGAGGAAGACGAGGAGGACGAAGACGUGAGGAAGAAAGCCAACGACGUCCACCUGAAGAAAACGGGGAAGAUGACCAGACUGUAGACGCUGAUGUUUCCGUCUGCUCAGGAUGAAGCUCUGGACCACGUGGUUUUAUAUAUUAUGUGUAUUUUCUGAAUGAGACUGAAUAGAUGAACUAACGUGUUUUUAUAGUGUGAUUCAAACACACAGUGAUCAACAGUGUUAUUACAAAUGGAUGUCAAAUGUUUGCUUUAUAUGUUUGUUGCGUAUUACUACAUGUGAAAGUGUUUUUUAGUAUGAAGCUACAUAGUAAUCAUGACAUAUGAAGUAAAUUGUACUAA
Anoplopoma fimbria (sablefish) is the source of this 2563-nucleotide messenger RNA. It is a transcript of the gene slc15a2, whose product is annotated as solute carrier family 15 member 2. Gene Ontology annotation, cellular component: membrane. Gene Ontology annotation, molecular function: dipeptide transmembrane transporter activity. NCBI's taxonomy places the organism in Eukaryota, Metazoa, Chordata, Actinopteri, Perciformes, Anoplopomatidae. Gene Ontology annotation, biological process: transmembrane transport; oligopeptide transport. The transcript is spliced from 22 exons. Bases 210 to 2306 code for a protein of 698 amino acids. The record is from RefSeq and is a predicted model, not a curated record.